GUCCCUGUGUAUGCUCUCUAGUUUUGCUUCCAGGGCAGCAAUUUCUCGGAUGAUGUGUGGGGCUAUGGCUCCUGUUUGUCCCUUCCACGCUUCCUUUGAUUCUGGCGUGUGUGUCUCUUCCGGUUUUGUGGAUGAACGCAGAUAGUUGUUUGUCUUUAGUCAGGUCGUGGUCUGUCUCGAUGCCCACUCUCUUAAUGCCCCAUUCAAACGUGUUUUCGAAUUCAUUUGCACGCACAUAGAUUCGAUCGAUUCGGGAUAGGGAUCCUCCAAGGUUAGCGGGUUGGCGGAACGUGUAUUCCUUGGUCUCGGGAGCGUCCACUGCAGGGCCAUUAUCUUCAUGGGCUGGGAGUCUGUCUAAAGCAGCUUCUACAAUGUUCAUGUCGCCUGCCAUUAUAUCUGGUUUUCGGAUUCUGGGGUGUCGUGUGAAGAAUUCUUGGGUGUUCUUCCAAAAUUGUGCAUUUUCGGCUGGCUGGUUUGGAUGACCAUGGCUCUGCCUGGUACAAUUUCGUGCAUUUGUAUUCCUUCUGUCCGCGCGAGGAUCUUCAUUUUACGGCCGAACAGAUUGUCUAUAUCCUCUUUCCUCUCUUUAUUCAUAUGGGCUUCUCCAAUCACCAGUACAGCCACCUUGUCUUCUCGCAUUAUCUGCCACACCCCCAGCCAUUUGUUCUUGGGGUGGUGGGCAUUGGUGUGACCGUGUCCCCGGAUGUUUAGUGCACCUAUUUUCAGGGCAGCUUUCAUGUUCUUCCGGCCGUUUCUGCCGCGUGGGCCAGUGGGGCCCGGGUAUGUCUGUGCGUGUGUUGGGCGUCUGUUAUCUGGCACUCUGCCAUCUUGGUGUCUCUCGUUAUCUGGCACUCUGCCAUCUUGGUGUCUCUCGUUAUCUGGCUCUCUGCCAUUUCCGCUUUCUGUAUCCCUUUUUUCUCGGGGGGUAGCUGUCUCUCAGCUCCCUGCGCUCGCUGCGCAUGACUGUCCCUGUUGUCUGGGCUGGGUAACUGUUGCUCAGUUCCCUGCGCACUCUGCGCAUCAGCACAUCCACUUGUGCCCCCCGAUCUGCUCGCUGCAGUCGGAGUUGCGUCCCAGGGCCCAUCAUCGGUUCCUCGGGACAUCUGUCCUUCCUCUUGUGGAGGUUGGCCAUCGUCCCGGGUUACCUCCGGGCGAUGGUUCGCCAGUUCCCCUCCUCCGCGGUUGCCUUCGUUGGGACUGGCUGGGCCGGUGGCGGAGCCCUGCCGCCCUCCAGCUGCCGUUGCCUGUGCCAGUAUGUUUGUCGAAUCUUCCGGGUGCUCGUUUCGCUGAGCUUGCGAUGGUUGUUGUAGAUUUUCAGUAGCCAGCCAAAGAGACACAGCGCGUUUCCCGCUAAGAUCGGCGCUGUGAAGUCUCACCUUUGGGGUUGUCGGGGGAGCGCCAACCGUGUCUCGGGCACGCGUCGCAUUCAUCUCCCCCGACAUGCCAGGACUGCUGGCCAGCGCACCCCGACCUAAAUAGGUCGCGCUGUUGCGGCGCUAUCAGACGAGGGAUCGACCUCAUCCGACAACGCGUUCCCUCCCCCGUUUCCCGUCCUGCUCCCAAAUAGAACAGUCGGUAGAUGUGGCGGGUUCGGGUUGCGCGGUCCUCGUCGCGUCUUCUUCUGGGCCCAGACCCAGGUGGUCGGGCGCUCGACAGUAGAGAUCAAAGAUUGUCGGAUGUGAGGUUGCGGUUCGCGUGAGCCUCGAGAUGUCGUGGUAGCUCUGCAAGUGUUGCCGUCGAGAGGUGUCGUCAAAAGUUGUCGUCGAGAGUCGUCUUAGAGGGUGUUUCGGGCGAGCGCGUUGAGCGGAGAGGUAUAAGCGAGGUCGGCAGGUGUCUCGUGGUGUGGAGUGGCACGUCGCCAGUAGCGUCGCCGGGUAGCGGCGUAUCAUCCCGUAUGGUGCUCAUACCUCCGCAAUGGCGUCUUUGGCCGCAGUCCCCCACUGGUUUGCCGUUCCCGUGUUGUGUCGUAAGUGCGUGACGUGGCGCCGUAGUGUUGUCAGUGCGGCGUUCGUGUCAGCGUCGAUGAGGGCUUGGUCGGGGAGGAGGGAUGAGGGAUCAAGGGAGAGAGUGGUGUGCGAGCCAUUCAGGCUGUAGGGUGUAGUGAAACGAUUCAUAUUUCUAUUAACCUCUACGAAGUCGCCGUACUGCGUACCGUGCACACUGCACUUCCGGGUAAUCCCAACCCAUCCUCACUUCGAGGUGCCUUUAGUCUCGGCCGGUACUCGCGCUGAGUCCCCACCGCCCGCUGCGGCGUGGGGAGCCUCGUAUUUCCUUUACCGUCCGUCAUCACCCGAGGGAGAUGAUGGUGGUAAGAAGUCACGAGCCCCCGGCCGGCUCAUUUUCGCGCUGCUCUCGACGACAAUGGAGCUGCUUUCCCACUGGAGCGUUGAGCAAGCACGAUCCCCCUCUUCUUCGCUGGAUCCCGGCUGACUGAUCGUCUGCGAACCUAAACCUCGUGUCCUCCAGCUCACUUGGUGCCCCUCGUCUUCAUAAAAGCACCACCGAUCGUUGCGUUUCAGAUUUUCGCUAAAGAGAAGGAUGCGGAGUCUGGCGAUGAAAACGUCCCCAACAUUGUGGGUGGGCAGGAAGGAGGAGGAGCAGGGGGUGAAGUUUAUUGCUGCGCUGGAGUCCAUGCAGGAGUCGGUUUCUCUUGGGCGUCUGUGUCUGCGUCAGGAUUGGCCUUGGUGGGGCUGGGAUCUUGCAUCCAGCAUGGUACCAUCCACCCAACGCAACAGAAUCCCCACAUCCCACACUACACCACACCAUACGGCUCGCCAACAUCGCAGCCGAUGCUGAUGCUGCUCCUGCUUGACGCCUUGCGGUCAGCGCAAGUCUCUUAUACCUCGUCAAUGUGAUGCGAGUGCAUAUAAAACGCUCGCUUCGUUCAUCCAUUUGUGGCGUCUCGAGAAUUGACCGUAGCUCAGCCCUUGCCCUUUGCCCUACCACCCAGCACGAUGUUUGGAGCACCGUCGAAAAGCGCACAGACCAAGUCUGCGCACAUCACGUCAGCGCCGCGCGGGUUCUCGGUGCGCGUCUUCAAAACGCCCGUCAUCUCCUCGAGCUUCGCGCACACGGCCGCGGCCAAGUUCGACGUCGGGUACUGCGCGCCCAGCUGGUACGGGCUGUCGGGUGCGACAUCCGGCACCACCCCCACCACCAACAACAACAACCCACACCCGAAUCCACACCACCCCAACCCUGCACUGCUCAGCUCAGGCCGGCCCCUGCAACGGCAGUUCUCUAGCAGCGGGGCAACGCACGCGCACGCUUUUCUGGCGGCGGAUUUCAUCUAUGAGCGGUCGGUUUCCUCGCGGUCCGACCUGACCGACACCGAAACGGGCAGCGGAAGUGUGACGGAGAGCAGCACGCCGACGUCGAUCGUCACGACCGAGUCGUCCCCGUUUUCGCGCGACGUCCCAGUCGUGGAGCGCAGCAUUGAGGGAGAGGAUCCGGAGACUACGCCGACCCCGCAGCAUGCGAGCGUCCCGGUGCCGACGACCCGGUUUCCGUCCCUCGCACAGGCGCAGUCGGCGCUAAGAAGCUUUUUCGACUAUGCGGCGCCUGCGAUCAGUCGCAGCGCAUCGCAGCAGCAGCAACAUUCCCAGCAGAUCCCGCCGCCGCUGCCCGUUCCAGUCCCAGCGGAACUGCCGAGAAUGAUGCCCACCUCCUCGAACGGUCCUGUCCAAUUGCCGAAUGGAGAGCGCAUGUAUCCUCCGCCUCCGUCUGAGUCGGAAGUGGGCGAGGCCCAGCGACUUGCUGAGCGAAAUGCGCAAGAAUUCAAUUCAGCGGGGUCCGCUUACUACCAGGCCGGAUUCAGUCUUACCCCGACGACUACCCCUCGCCAUGCACCUCAAAUCUACACCUCGGCACCGUCCACUGCGUCCUCGUCCAGCACCCUCGUCGAACCGAGUCGUCCUCGGCCCCGGAGAGACUCGCUGUCGGGAAGAUAUGAGCAGAUGAAUGUCCGGCAGCGCGAGGCUUACAUGAGCGCGUUUGCCCGCGGACCGAUGGAGAUUCCGUCUGUUGUGCGGUCUGACGAUGGAGAUUCGGACCCGCCGGAACGGACCCGAAGGAACUCCUCGUCGGGCGCUAUGCACAGCUCGGUGCCCGUGUUGCCCAGCGAACGUCAGCGAGAACGGAGUAGCAGCCGGUCUCCCCAGCAGGCGCCAGCACGGCCGUCAAGCACGCCGCCGCUCCCGCGCAUCGACACGUCUGUGCACGUGCCGAGGAUGCCCCCGCCGAUGCCCCCGCUGGCUGUUCACACUGCUCCAGCUCCAUCGCCUGCUCCAUCCAUGGCACGUACGAGAACCCCCAUGGCUGGCCCACGCGGCUUACCUGCCGAGCCUCAGCGCCGGCGAUCGGAUGGUGACCAGCCACUCCGGGCCCCGGGACCAGCGCCGAUGCCUUGCGCGCAGCCCGAUAUGGAUGGGUCGGCCGCUGUCGGGUCGCGACCGACGCGACCAGGUGCAACACCCCUUGAUCCGCAGCGGCGGCGUUCCGACGGAUUCCAGAACGUCGUUCCUCUUCCCCAGCAGUCGCAGCAGCAACAGGGCGGGCCCCGCAAUGUGCGCUGGACGGACAACCUUGUCGCGCCGUCGCCCGUCCUCGCCAACCAGCGCCGGAAGGGAUGGUUCAAUCGCCGCGGGGACCAACUCUGGACGAAUGACGGUGCCUACAAGCCCUCGCCCCCCGGGCAAGAAUACCCGCCCGAUCUCCGAGAUUAUCCGGCGUAUGGAAAUGGCUGGAUGAACGAGGAGGGUGUGCGGAUUGAUAUGGGUCACCGGCAUAUGCCCAAGGCUCCCCUGCGCAGUGCGCUCAAGCAGCGAAUUGUUAAUAUUCAGCAUGAGUAGAUCGUCUAUGAAGCAUGUAUUAUGUCCACCACCGCUAUCUAUCUAUGUACGCCGUAUGUGACCUAUGUAUCGUAUCAACAUGAAUGAAAUUAUGCACGGAGUAAGAUUACUCCACUCUUGCUGAAUUGUCGUCGCCCAAUGGGAGAUCCGUUAAAUAAGGCUUGGGCACAAGUUUGUAAGGUAUAAGACUCCAUUUGCCUAAGUUGACAUGUCAAGGCAUCGGCGCAUAAUGUUUGCGGUUCUAGACUCGAGCCGACGAGCAUGCGACUCGAGACCCACGUGUCAAAAAAUGGCACGCUACGGAAUUUGCCGACGCCUCCUGCAUUUCGCGAAUACCCGUUUUCCUUGCACGGUCUCUGUCCAAUCGACCCGUCGAUGCAUGCGCGAGGGAACCUUGAAUGGUCUUAGCAUCUAUCCCAAGCAAGCUAGCCCACCGGCGCGUCAUGCUGUAGACGUGUCUGUCAACUGCGUCAGUCGAGACAAGCUGCUAGUGAGACUGGGAUCGUUGAUGGAUGCUCCACGGAAGUUCACUUGGGAGUGGAGAAGCCAGAGGAUUGCCGCGAAAACUCCAAGUGGAUUCGGACUCCUCCCACAGGCUACGACCAAUCUCAACGCUGCCCUCUGCAAGGUCUUCUCCUCUCCUCGUGGCCGGCCGCUCGUUGCUGUCGAGGCCGUUCUCGCGGCGAACUCCCACUUCCAGCUGUUCGUCUUCGGCGAGUUGGCCGAAUCUGGUACACCUCUGUCUCGUCUCUGUGUGUAAGAGAACACGCUAUCGCUGAAGUUCAGCAUUGUAUCCGUAGGACAGCAGAGACAAGCGCAGACAAACGCGCAAGAUGUCCCUUUCCGGAAGCGGCACAAACACCUCGAGAUCACUGGCCUAUGUUUUAUCUCCUGCUCUAAACUUGUGAUCCGCUGCGGGCAGCGGAUGGGCUUCGAUGAGCCUGAAGA
Molecule: messenger RNA, 5798 nt
Organism: Mycena citricolor
Lineage: Eukaryota; Fungi; Basidiomycota; Agaricomycetes; Agaricales; Mycenaceae
Source: the annotation of a GenBank genome assembly